UGCUCUUUCACUUUUAAAUUUCAAACGGACUAGGACUUCGGAUAUCUACAGUCACCAUUUCCAGCUUACUACUUCUUUCACCCUUUGAGCGCCGCAAGUCCCUCUCACGAAAUAAUGUAUUCUCAGUUGGAUCGUACCUUCCUACUAGUUGAGUUUCUCGUAGGAGUUGAAAUCUGUGUAUCAUAGGUUGUGCCUGAAAAUACCAUAGACCGCCGCAAAUAUGGACCGUUCGGGCUCUUUCGAUGCCUGUGUCUGUACUCUGGAUGGAUUCCCAGUGAUUCCCUCAACAAGAAUUCUCGUUAUGUCUUAAGUGAAUGGACUGUAUGCUGCCAGUGCUCUUGACGCUAAGGAGGAGACACUGAGGCGUGGAUUACUUCGGAGAAUCGGCUGCCUAUCCAACGCCGACGGUGAUGGAGCAUCGUUGGGGUCUAAAGCCGACCGAAACUUGAAGUGGGGAUAUGAGUUGCGUUUUCGGUCUUGUCGAUGCAGCCUUGUUAGGGCUAUCAUCGUUUUGUGUCUUUUCGUGAAGUCAACUUGGGGAUCGAAGUCAGAGGAGGGGGCUUGAGGAUUUGUUACAGCAGGCCGAGAGGGUAUAAAACUGUCUAUUGGGGUGUUUCGUAUGAUUGCGAUACUUCCAGGAUCGUUACUGUCAAUAGCCUCGCGAGCAGAUCGGGUUAGAGCGGGUUCGAUGACAGAAGCUAUCCUGUGGAUUUUGACGCCGUAGGGUGACGGUUCUCGUUCUUACUGCCUCCAGUACUCAUGGAAGGGGGUUUGUGUAUGGAUGGUUUAGCUGGUGAGGUGGGAGCAGCGAUAUUUGUAACCUUAGAUAGGGGUGGCCUUUGUGUUGCCAGGGAGGGUUUUUGUACCGACUUUUUCACCAGGCGAAGUGCUUGCGUUAGCCCCAAAACCCGUCGCCGAGGGGGGCUUGUAAGACUACGCCAGCAGAGGUCGAGAAACAGCGGAUUUUCGUGUGUCGGUUGGCGGAGAGUUACGAUUGAACAGAGUGGCUAA
Messenger RNA from Laccaria bicolor S238N-H82, 1011 nucleotides. RefSeq lists its product as uncharacterized. The record is from RefSeq and is a predicted model, not a curated record. The transcript is spliced from 2 exons. The coding region runs from base 778 to 1011 and encodes 77 amino acids. Lineage: Eukaryota; Fungi; Basidiomycota; Agaricomycetes; Agaricales; Hydnangiaceae.